AUGGCGACCGAAGCUGGAUGGUCGUGGUCACCAAGACGUGCCAUGGCUCAGCUUCACAAUAACAAUCUCGUGAGCGACGACAGCCCAGUUUUGACUGAGGCCUCCUCGUCACCUGUCGCAUCCGCAGAUAAGGAAAACGCUACCCCAGCCAAGAGCGCAUCCAAGCCCAAGCCCAAGCCGAGGCCCAAGCCCGCUACAACGGCAUCGAAGAAGCGCAAGUCGGACGCCGGCGAGGAAGACUUCAAGGAGAAGCUCUUCCCCGAUGAUGUGGAGGACAUUGACGACUAUGACCCCCGGCUCGACGUCAUCACCGACACGUGCAAUGCGGUCCGUCGCAAGAUCCGCAACUGGACCGAAUCGGGCGCGCAAAAGGUCGGCGAGUUCCAAAGGACUAUCGGCGUCAGCAGCAAGGCCUAUCUCUCCUUCAUGAACCGCACCGGCACCUGGGACGGCGACGGCUGCGACACUUACCACAAGGCGCAUCGCUUCUUCAAGAAGCGCGAGCUCCAGGGUCUUCCUCUCAAGGCCCCCAAGUCCAAGAAGCCCAAGACGGCCGCAUCUGCAAAGGCAGCAGCCGAGAUCCUCGACGUGAGCGGCGUUGACGAGCUUUACGGCGAGGAGACGGGUAGCGUGCCCGUCUUUGACACAUGCGAAGAGAUACGCAAAAAGAUCCGCCACGUCCUGGCCCGCGAUGGCAUCACGCAGGCUGCCUUUAUCCGCGAGAUCAAUAAGAACCUGCCCGAGGGGCAAAGCGUCUCGGCGGCCAACAUGCGAUACUUUAUGGGUCGCAAAGGUCCCCGCGACGGCAACACCAACAUCACCUUCUACGCCGCCUACAUCUUCUUCGAGAAGAAGCGCAUCAAGGCCGGCAAGCCCAAGACGGACUUCCGAGAGGACAUGGAGGCUGCGUGGGGACCAUUGGGCUUUGACAGAGAACACGGAGCCAACACGCAUUACAUUUGCUCGGUCGACAGUGUGCUCGCCAUUAACAAGUAUGGGCAGAUCAAAAGCUACUGA
Fusarium keratoplasticum is the source of this 1017-nucleotide messenger RNA. RefSeq lists its product as uncharacterized. Lineage: Eukaryota; Fungi; Ascomycota; Sordariomycetes; Hypocreales; Nectriaceae. The record is from RefSeq and is a predicted model, not a curated record. The transcript has a single exon. Bases 1 to 1017 code for a protein of 338 amino acids.